Solanum tuberosum (potato) is the source of this 1723-nucleotide messenger RNA. Its product is annotated as 26S proteasome non-ATPase regulatory subunit 12 homolog A-like. Bases 123 to 1451 code for a protein of 442 amino acids. The record is from RefSeq and is a predicted model, not a curated record. Gene Ontology annotation, cellular component: cytoplasm; proteasome regulatory particle, lid subcomplex. The transcript has 12 exons. NCBI's taxonomy places the organism in Eukaryota, Viridiplantae, Streptophyta, Magnoliopsida, Solanales, Solanaceae.
AGUUAAAAACACUCUAAAGUAAAAGUCUUCAAACUCUACUCUCUCUCUCUCUCUCUCUCUCUCUUCUAGGGUUUGUGAGAAUCGAUCUCAAUCGAACUUCAAAAAAAAACUUAACAAUCAAUAUGGAAGGUGAUGGGAAAUUGGAGGCGCAAAUUGAGGCGCUUCUGAGUGUAGAGAAGCAGAUGAGGCAAGCUGGCGACGUCGCCAGUACUAGAAAAGCAGCUACAGACAUUCUUCAGCUUUGCUUUGAAGCUCGCGCAUGGAAAACUUUAAAUGAACAGAUUGUUCUAUUGUCUAAGCGCCGUGGACAAUUGAAACAGGCUGUACAGGCCAUGGUUCAACAAGCCAUGCAGUACAUUGACCAGACGCCCGAUAUUGACACCAAGAUAGAACUUAUCAAAACACUGAACAGUGUGUCUGCUGGAAAGAUAUACGUUGAGAUUGAGAGAGCUCGCUUGAUUAAGAAGCUCGCAAAGAUUAAAGAAGAACAACAACUCAUAGGCGAGGCUGCUGAUUUGAUGCAAGAAGUUGCGGUUGAAACCUUUGGAGCGAUGGCAAAAACUGAAAAGAUAGCCUUUAUUCUUGAACAAGUUCGUCUAUGCUUAGAUCAUAAAGAUUAUGUUCGUGCUCAAAUACUCUCAAGAAAGAUCAAUCCCAGAGUGUUUGAAGCUGAUCCAUCUAAGGAAAAGAAGAAAGCAAAGGAGGGUGAAAAUGUGGUUGAGGAGCCUGCUGCAGAUAUUCCGUCACUGCCAGAGUUGAAGCAGAUCUACUAUCAAUUAAUGAUUAGGUAUUACUCACAUAGCAAUGAUUACCUUGAAAUAUGUCGCUGUUACAAGGCUAUAUAUGAGAUCCCUUCUGUGAAAGAAGACCCAGCACAGUGGAUACCAGUUCUGAGGAAAAUUUGCUGGUACUUGGUAUUGUCUCCCCAUGAUUCUAUGCAAUCAAGUCUUCAUAACUCAACUUUGGAGGACAAAAAUCUUUCAGAAAUUCCUCAUUUCAGGCUGCUUCUGAAGCAAUUGAUUACCAUGGAGGUCAUUCAGUGGACUGCUUUAUGGAACACAUUCAAGGAUGAGUUUGAAAAUGAGAAGAAUAUGCCUGGUGGCACUUUGGGGGACAAGGCUGCUGAAGAUCUCAAACUGAGAGUUAUUGAGCAUAACAUCCUUGUCGUCUCAAAAUACUACUCGAGAAUAACCUUGAAGAGACUGGCAGUUUUAUUGUGCCUCGAUAUUCAGGAAGUGGAGAAGCACCUAUCUGAAAUGGUUGUGUCAAAAGCUUUGGUUGCUAAGAUAGACAGACCUAUGGGUAUUGUCUGUUUCCAACCCCCAAAAGACAGCAAUGACAUCUUGAAUUCUUGGGCUUCUAAUUUGGAGAAGCUGCUUGACCUUGUCGAAAAGAGUUGCCACCAAAUCCACAAAGAAACAAUGGUGCACAAAGCUGCACUAAAAGCUUAGAAGACUUUGGAUCGGACAACUCUACAGUAUUCUAUUCUGAGGAACAAGCAACAGGAGCAAAAACUCGCAAAUCUUGAUUCCUCUGCCUGUACUAUCACGAUUUGCCUGCUUGCUUUUCUCGUUGUUGUCGGAGUUUCAUUUUCUUCCCCCAUUUUGUAUCUUUAUCGAUGUUUUCUCCGCAUGAUUUAUUCAUUGUGGCCAGCAAAAAUUUAGGUUUGAUGAUGCUAAAUGUCAACUUCCAUUAAUGCUUAUUUACUCAUUUAACACAUUCA